Molecule: messenger RNA, 282 nt
Organism: Meloidogyne enterolobii
Lineage: Eukaryota; Metazoa; Nematoda; Chromadorea; Rhabditida; Meloidogynidae
Source: the annotation of a GenBank genome assembly
AUGAUGGAUCCUGUCGACAUUAACGAACUUUCUAGAGUACACCAAGGAAUUGCUCGACAACUUGAUAAAGUCAAUGAAGUUAGGGUCAAAGAAAUGUUUAUUCGAAUUUAUCGAGGAAUGAAAGUUUGCACUUUUUGGGUACUUGUUGUUUUGGCAAUUUAUUUCUAUGGAUGUUAUGCACUUGGACAAGAAACAUUUUUGGAAGAAAUUGAUGAAGAAAUUGCUAUUGAAAGGGGUGAAUUAAUGGUGGAUGAUAGUGGAAAGACAAUACCUACAAACUAA